CACCAGUAGAUGGCGUAAAGUAACAAGUAUACUUGUUUCAAGCGUAACCAGCGUAUUUUCAUGUUAUUGGACUGUGAAUUAAUUUUCUUACAUGUUUAUGUGAUUUUGUCAUUGAAAUUGUAAGUUAUUUCAACAUUCCUUAGGCUUGGGUACACCAAUUUUCAAACAAGUCAACGAUGGCUUCUCCGAUGUCAAUGGGAGACCCUCAACCUCAAACAAUGCAACCAACUAGUCCUUAUGGCAAUGCUCCUAACAUGAAGCCAUCACUGUUAUCUUAUGCUCAGCAUCAGCAAUUGAAAGCUCAAGUAAUGGCUUACCGUUAUAUUGCUCGUAAUUUGCCGGUUCCUGAAAAUCUUCAAGCUGCGUUGAAUAGAAAACACUUUCCGCAACCUCCACAAUCACAAUCACCCAUUCAAUCAACCUUACCUCCACCCCAACAACAGCAACCUUCACCAAUACCAUCUCCUCAACAACAUCAACAGCACCAACAACCUUUAUCACAUCCCCUUCCACAGAAUGUACCACAAAACUAA
This is a messenger RNA of Tetranychus urticae (two-spotted spider mite), 533 nucleotides long. The record is from RefSeq and is a predicted model, not a curated record. Lineage: Eukaryota; Metazoa; Arthropoda; Arachnida; Trombidiformes; Tetranychidae.